Oncorhynchus mykiss (rainbow trout) is the source of this 4577-nucleotide messenger RNA. Its product is annotated as phosphatidylinositol polyphosphate 5-phosphatase type IV. Gene Ontology annotation, cellular component: axoneme; nucleus; Golgi apparatus. NCBI's taxonomy places the organism in Eukaryota, Metazoa, Chordata, Actinopteri, Salmoniformes, Salmonidae. The record is from RefSeq and is a predicted model, not a curated record. Gene Ontology annotation, molecular function: phosphatidylinositol-4,5-bisphosphate 5-phosphatase activity; inositol-polyphosphate 5-phosphatase activity. Gene Ontology annotation, biological process: phosphatidylinositol dephosphorylation.
UACAAUUCUAACAAGUUUGGACACGUGGCAAGUGUUUGUCGAAGUAAUAAAUACUUUAUGUAGCAGUUGAAGAGUCCGAUGAAGCAUGUUGUUAUUGUGAUGGGAAUCACGUUCCCGGUGUGUCCUGUAAGGAUGAAUGAGAUUGCAGUAGCUAGGAUCAGGGCUAUCCAGCAGGUCGCCUAUGUGGAGGCAGUGAAAAUAGCUGAAGGAGUGAGUAGAGGUGAGAUGAGAUGGUAGUGGAUGGCCCACAGUCUGCAGUGAAUGCCAUGCAGGAGACGGAUCCCGACACACUAACAGUGAAGAAGGUGGACUUAGUUGCGUUUUAUAGCGCAAGUGAUAAAUUGUACUAGUCAAAUGAAUACACAAAUCUAAGUUAGACAUAAUUGUGAAGGCGGCAAAUAUAUUUAUGGAUCUCCAGGACUAUACAGCUGAAAUGUUACAAGUAGUACUGAAUGAAGAGGUUCAAUGAGCCUGUGUAGGGAUCUAAAAUCCGACCGAAGGAGUAGUGUCUAUUUUAUUUUAUACAGGAUAGUAGCGUGAAUUUGGUUAGUGUUUUUGGUCAUUAGUUAUUAAUUUGUUUUGGGGGUAUUUUUUUUACUACCCCUUACAGUAGGUGGCGGCAAUACACAUUAUGCAUGUAGUCUGCCAAUAAACAUCAACGAAGAAGAAAAACCAUGUCAAGUGAUCAUAGAGAAGUGGAAAGUUUGGUUUAGCGUUGGGAGCUAAACUAAAAAUAGCUAGCUAGCUAGUUAACGUUAGCUCUAACGAUAUAUUCUCACAAUGUUGUAAUGGACGAAACUUGAUUUCGCUUUUCCCCAGCUAUAAUUGUUUUCUAGAUGACCUUCCAUGCCAUGAUACUGACAGACAUCUGACAGAAGGUGCAGCCUGGCAUGAGGAUGACUGAGAAUGGGGAGGACAGCAGCCCCUCUCAGCCUGAUGGAGUGUUACCUCGUGGAGCUCCUGGUGGGAAGGAUCCAGGAGUUAGCAGUGACAAGAGGCCAGUGAACCCCUCUACAGAGGACAACAAACCCACCAAGCUCAUCGACACCCUGCAAUUCCCUCAGGAUGUACAAGACCAAAGCAGCAAGCCCAGUCUCUACCAGCCGCGACCGCCCCUGCUGCCCAAGCCCCCUGCACUGUCGAAGGGAGGGAAGAGCGGUUCGAUGGAGGAGGUGAGAAGCAGAAGACUUAAGCACAGCCAGGAGAGUCUGACUGACCCAGCUGAGACUGGUUCCUCCACAGACUCUCUUAAGGAGGACUCGACAGUUACAGGUGUGUUCACCUUGAGCGGUGCUGCCACCUUAAGGAACGGACAGGGCUCCAUCGUUGGACCCCUCUUAACUCCUACAGGGUCCCCUGUCUUCAGAGCCAGGGGCCAGAGCCUCUCCGAGUAUGAGAGGAGGCCCCACGACCACCACGGUGACCCAGUGGAGCAGCGGGGGAGGCCCUUUAAGGUACGCCUCUCUCCCUUACAGCCAUCGGGUCCACUUCCUGCUCUGGAGCAGACCUUGGCGUCGGAGUCCUUAAGGACGGCUAAUCGGAUUGACAGGGAUUGCGUGGAUUAUGGCAUUGUGCCGGGGAGAGCUGGGCCUGAGAGGCUGCACCUGCACAGGAACCUGAGCGACAGCCGGCUUCUGGAUAACAUGGUGUUGGACAACACCUCUGUCAACUCCAUGAAGUCCACCUUCAGCGUGUUGAACCCCAUCAGACCCAGGGACGUCAGGAACAGGAGUUUUCUGGAGGGCAGCGUGCUGGGCAGUGGUGCCCUUCUGGGCGCUGAGGAGCUGGACCGCUAUUUCCCAGAGAGGAGAGUUGGCAUCUACAUAGCCACAUGGAACAUGCAUGGAGAGAAGGGACUUCCAAACAACCUAGAUGAUCUGUUGCUCCCGACAGACUCUGAAUUUGCACAAGACUUUUACAUCAUCGGAGUCCAGGAGGGAUGUCCAGACCGGUAUAGGACGACUGUAAGGGAAUGGGAGAUCCGUCUUCAGGAGACUCUGGGGCCGUACUACGUCAUGCUCUACGCAGCCUCCCACGGGGUUCUCUACCUCACUGUGUUCGUCAGGAGGGACCUCAUUUGGUUCUGCUCAGAAGUGGAGCAUGCCACGGUCACAACACGCAUCAUGUCUCAGAUUAAAACCAAAGGAGCCGUGGGGAUCGGCUUCACCUUCUUUGGCACUUCCUUCCUCUUCAUCACCUCCCAUUUUACCUCUGGAGAUUCCAGAGUGUACGAGAGGAUUCUGGACUACAACAAGAUCGUUGAAGCGCUUGCUCUGCCUAAAGUUCUUCCAGACACCAACCCUUACCGCUCCACAUCCUCGGAUGUGACAACACGGUUUGAUGAGGUUUUUUGGUUUGGGGACUUUAACUUCCGCCUGAGUAAAGACCGUGUGGAGGUAGAGGCCCUUCUAAACCAGAACCAGGGUGUGGACAUGGGUCCUCUUCUCCACCAUGACCAACUCUCCAAGGAAAUGAAGGAUGGUUCCAUCUUUAAAGGCUUCCAGGAAGCACUGAUUCAGUUCCUCCCCACCUACAAAUUUGACGUUGGCUGUGACGUGUAUGACACCACCUCUAAGCAGAGAACUCCCUCAUACACAGACAGAAUACUGUUCAGGAACAGGCAGGUGGGUGACAUCAAAGUGAUAAAGUACACCAGCUGUUCGAUGAUCAAGACGUCAGACCACCGGCCUGUCAUCGGCAUGUUCCAGGUCAAACUCCGUCCUGGAAGAGACAAUAUUCCUCUGGGAGCGGGCCAGUUUGACAGGAGUCUGUACCUGGAGGGCAUCAGGAGGAGGAUCACCAGAGAGCUGAAGAAGAGAGAAGCCACGAAGGACCAGGGCAGCAGCACCAUCUGCUCCAUCUCCUGAACCUGGAUCAGAAUCAAUCUGACCCAGCCAUGAGGGACCAAAGGGAACCAGUCUUGUGUUUCCACUUCCAGCCCAGUCUGUGGGAGAAUCUGUUGGUUUUUGUCCGAGGCCUUGCAUCCUCGCCUGCUUUUGAAAAAAGGUCAAAGGUAAUCGAGGAGCAGAGUCGAGGAGAGGAAACGUAGAAACAAAUGUGCUUGUAUGAAAUGACUCUCGUUCUCCACUUGCGUGUUAUCAGGCAAAUAACGUUGACAGGGGUAGAAUCUCCAAAUAAAUGUGUAAAUGGAUACAAAUUUAGCUAGUUGUGCGAGACAUUUUCUAGAUAAAAGUAGCGUAUAGUUUUUAAAUGUGUGCAUACUUUUCUCCUUUGAGAAAACAACAGCUGAUUCAAAAGGGGUGUGGUGGAUAUUAAAACACUAGCCCAGGAUACUAUUGUGGAACCUCUGCUGAAGUAAGUAAUGAGCAGACUCCUCCGUUCGCCUACUAACGAAUUGACACUCUCCUCGACCACUUAUCGCUUUCCGGGUCAGGGAGGAGAGGACGGACUUUUGCCCAAUUGAGAAUCUCCCUGUGAGCCAUGGAAGUCACGUAGGCUGAUCCAUGAGCGCCCCCUACUGAGAGCUUUUGGAACUGUCACUAAUGUGGUUUGGGGGGGCUGAGGGGCUGUUCUCGAAGGCAGGGACCUUGAGUUCAGACAGACUCCAGUCUGCAGACUCGGCAGUAAACUGGUCUAUUUAUAAACAAGACUGAACUGGGGAACCUGACAUUGAAGAUUGAAAGGCAAUCAGUCACCCGUGUGUGCUGGUUGGCUGAUGUUGCUCUGAGUAUACUGUACUUAAUACGUUCUUUUUUUUUUGGUUUUAUUUUGUACAUUUAUUUAACAAGCCAGGUUGAUAUGGUCCAUAUGUAAUGUCACUUUUUACUUGGUGUACCUGUAUUCAAAGGCCUUGUCAAUGCAUUUUCAUCAAACAGCUCUUAAGCAGUAUAAAGCACUUUCUCUGAAAUACCAAACUUUUGGGGUGUUCUUGGAUUUCCUCCAGUAAAGAAACUGACCCAUGAUUUCACAGAAAUGGACUUAUCCCUAUCAAAUUUAAGGGGAAUUUCAGUUAUUUUGAUGUUGCUUGAUGAACAUACAUUUCCUGCAAGUAUGGUGCUUAUUGAAUUAAGGCAUGGUGGCUUUUCUGGCAUUGUAUAAAAAAACAUGUGUGAUUGAUAUUUGUGAAAUAUCUUGCUUAUUAACAUAUUGUUUAAUAUCUCACAUAAUGGAUACAGAACCAUCCUUUGCAAUGGUGAUGUGGAUCGUGUUGGAGCGGUUGAACUCUGGUUCAUUGCCUUAAUGUCAUCUGUCGUGACUAAAUUAAAUACACUCAUGUAACUUAAUCAAAACAAAUACUUUCCAUGUACUGUAUUGUGCUAACGAGGGGAAGAGGAUUCAUUGCAUGGAGAUCAAUGGUUCUGGUGUAAUGGUGAAUCAUGAGUUGUCAUUCACUUUAACGCUCAGGGCAAGUGCCUGUGAUCUUAUUUGUGAUUUUUCUCAGGACUCCAUAUCUGUGGGUCUUUUAUAACAUGAUUUGUGAUGUAACAUCACAUAAGCUGUUUGGAAUGUUAUUUCUGUGUUAUUUUUGAGAUUGUGAAACAAAUGUUUUCUGUCAUCUGAAGUGGACAUUAAAUAUCCCUCAAAGAAGGGCAGUAUAAUUGCUUUAUAAAUGCUAA